Spirometra erinaceieuropaei is the source of this 609-nucleotide messenger RNA. The record is from the annotation of a GenBank genome assembly. Lineage: Eukaryota; Metazoa; Platyhelminthes; Cestoda; Diphyllobothriidea; Diphyllobothriidae.
AUGCUGGAUGAUCGGCAGGCCUACCUCCGACGUGAUAAUAAGCUGAUAAGGAAGCUGUGGACGCAGAUGGGCAAAACGCUCGCCGAAAUGCAGACAAACAUAGUAGUAAGUAAGUCAGUACUUCUGACCUUUAAACCGACAAAUGCAGCCGCGCCAAGGUUCUACGGACUACCCAAAGUGCACAUGGUCGAUGUCCCCCUCCGACCGAUCGUGUCACUGCGCUGCCGGUCAACAUUCAAUCUGGCUAAAUGGCUGCUCCGACACCUGAGGCCGCUCACCUCUGGCGCAACAACAACGGUCAGUUCAGAUACUCAGUUUCUGGAACGACUCAGGGGAACGCAACUCACUGCAGACGAGGUCAUGGUGUCAUUUGACGUCACCUCUCUCUUCACUCUAACCCCGCUGCACCUGGCCAUCGAAACGGUCAGCGAAUCGCUCGAGCGGCAGUACGACGAGACGGACGAGUCAGUGAAGCGGAGACAUCUAGUACAACUCUUAAAAUUCUGUCUGAAGACGUACUUCACCUCCAAGGGAACCAUGUUCCAACAGAUUAGAGGGACGCCGAUGGGAUCGCCUCUUUCCGGCUUCAUCGCUGAGGCAGUUUUGUAA